CACUUGUCAUUACACAAUGUCCGCCUGUAGCGUGAGCACACCUCGUUUCCUCUCAGUGCCCUGGAAGCAGCCAGGGAUGUCAAAGUGACUGCACGUGAGCGGCCUCCUCGUCUCGACAGGUAACUUUUAUUUUGAAAGAUCAUAACCUUCCUGAAAGUAACAAGUAGGAAACGUUUUGUGUUAACGCUUCCAGAUGUUGGCAAUGUCAACCUUCAUGGUUUUGGCCCUUGACCCUGCUCACUCUGUCCUAGGACUUUAUUGUGAAGUCAUUAAUGCUGUAAUGUUUGUGUGCUGUCAUUUCAACACUUCCUGCUUCCUCUCUACAAGUGUGCUGUCCACAGUAGCAGAAGUCAAAUAAAUCGUUGCGUGGAUGAAGCCAUGGCGUCCAAUGCCAGCUCUACCGCUUUCUCGCCGCCCAUCAGCACUUCGGCUAAGGUCGGUAUUGCCAUCUUAACCGUGGCGUUCGCGCUGGGCUUCCCCGGGAACCUCUUCGUGGUGUGGUCAGUGAUUUGCCGCGUCCGGAAGCGCUCGGUAACGUGUUUGCUGGUGCUCAACCUGGCGCUGGCCGACGCCUUCGUGCUGCUCACCGCCCCGGUUUUCCUGCGCUUCUUGGCCGCCGGACAAGGGUGGGAGUUUGGCUCGGCGGCGUGCAAGCUGGUGCACUACCUCUCGAGCGUCAACAUGUACGUGUCCAUCUACCUUAUCUGCCUGAUGAGCAUGGACCGCUGGUUGGCCGUCACCAGGCCUUUCCUGUCACAGAGGAUGCGGACUAAGCGCUCUUUGCUGGUUCUCUUGCUGGGGGUCUGGGUCAUGGCCUUCUUGCUGUCCCUCCCCAUGCCCUUCUAUCGCAGCAAUUUGAGGAAAGUGUUCCCAAACAACGCCACGCUGAGAUAUUGUGUGCCGUACCACUGGGGCAGUGUGGGUCACCGGGUCUUCCAGUACACCUUUGAGACCGUCAUGGGCUGCCUGGUGCCUUUCUCUCUCAUCAACACCUGCUACUCUUCAGUCAUCUGCCGCCUGCGGAGCGCCAUGUUCCAGCGUCGAGGCCAAGGCAGCCGCCUGAUCCUGAUGAUCAUCUGCGCCUUUACCAUCUUCUGGGUGCCGUAUCACAUCAUCAACAUCAUUGAGGUGAUUGGGCUGUUGCAGGGAAGCAAGUCAACGGUGGCUGCUGCUCUCAUGGCCCGCCCCAACGUGACCGCUUUCGCUUACUUCAGCAGUGCCGUCAAUCCCAUCCUGUACGUGUUUGCCGGCAGCUCUCACAUCCGCCAGGCUGGUCUCAGCUUCAUGGGCAAGCUUUUCGAGGCCACUAACUCGGAAAGCAGGAGCACGUCCACCUUCGGCCGCAGUGGACGCACAAGCUCGUCGCGGGACGACGCCUCGGUGCUGCAGACGCUGUCAGUCAAACUGGGGAAGCCGUUUAAAAGCAGGCAAGGCGACGACGCCAACAUGGGGGCAAGAGAGCAGGACCAGCCAGAGUUGAAAACUCUUGCAGGUGUUGAGCUGUUAGACUAGCAGAGCUGGUGCUAACAGGUGAUGUAAUUAAACUAGUGUCAAGUGAUUCAGUUUAUAGUCAGAAUAAUCAAACUUUUGAAUUUGGAUUCAUCAGGAUUAAUUACUCGAAAAGUUUACAUAACUUAAAUCAACUUAAAAAAAUAUUUGGACACAAAUAUUUUCUGCAUGUCAUACACCAGGGGUCCCCAACAUUUUUGACCCGGGGGCCGCAUUGGGUUGAAAAAAAUUUGACCAUGGGCCAGGCAAUAUGUAUAUACAUAUACAUAUAAAUAUAUAUAUAUUAUUUAAAAAUCCCCUGAAGAGCAGGCAAACCUGUGCAACAGGUUUGUAGGGAUGAAAUAGCUUGUGUUUUUUCCUGACCUAACGUAUAUUCUACUCUACCCCAGUAUUGAGCGCUGUAUAACAGAUAAACCACAGAAAC
Molecule: messenger RNA, 1933 nt
Organism: Nerophis ophidion (straightnose pipefish)
Lineage: Eukaryota; Metazoa; Chordata; Actinopteri; Syngnathiformes; Syngnathidae
Gene: ltb4r
Product: leukotriene B4 receptor
Exons: 3
Coding region: 379-1512 (377 amino acids)
Biological process (GO): neuropeptide signaling pathway
Cellular component (GO): membrane
Molecular function (GO): G protein-coupled peptide receptor activity; leukotriene receptor activity
Source: RefSeq, a predicted model, not a curated record